CUAUCUACUAAGAUGAGUAUUCCAUUCACCAAUUUGAUCUAUUUUUAUUUUUUUUGAGAAGGUAACAGUUGUGUUUAUUGACAAGUCAGUACAUGGAUUGCACUGAAACCAUAUUUACAGCAAAAUCAAAAAGACAUCUAACUGACUCUACUUCUAACAAGAUCCUAGGAUGUCUAUAAUUGAGUCAGUGUCCUCUAAGUAUAUUUGUUUACACCAGAAACAAAAAGUUUAACGCAAUUUAGUUUGAUCAUCUGUAGAUCAAAAUUUUUUCUCUCAAAACAUCUUGAAUUCCUUUCCUUCCAUAUUGUCCACCAGACUUGCUUCCUCCCAACUAUAUAGCAAAUGAGUUAUUUUGUUAGGCAUGACCCAACUAAUACCCCUAAGGCUAACAAAGAUUCUCCACAACUGAGUAGUUGUCCUGCACUGUAGAAACAGAUGGCUAACUGUCUCAACCUGUUCACCACAAAGGUAACAUCUGGAACACAAGGAAAAUUUCCUCUUCUUGAGGUUCUCUUGUGUCAAAACAACCUCUCUUGUCAGUAACCAAGUAAAACAGACAACUUUGAAGGGGAUUUUGAUCUUCCAUAUAUGUUUCCACGACCAAUGUUGUCUUUGUAGAUUUCCUUGGUUCAAAAACUUGCAUGCAGAGUUCACCUUGAAACUACCUUUGCUAUCCAAUUUCCACCAAAGUCUGUCUUUUUCUUCAAAUUUCCUAGUUCCUCCUAAAAUGAAUGUUCCAACCUUAUUGUGUCCAUGUGUCAGCCACACUCACCUCGGUUAUACUACCAUCAUAGCUAAGUUAGGGAGUAAACUGUUUAAGCUAUCUGAUCUCAACCAAUUGUCCUUCCAAAAAGAAGUCUUGAGCCCAUUUCCAACUUUAACAUUUGUGUGCUUCUUCAUGAAAUGCCAGAGUACUCUAAUUGAUCUCCACACACUAACCCCAUAUGGGGUCUUGACUUCCUUUGUCAUCCACCUAUCCUCUUCACCAUAUUUGAUUUUAAUAACCUUACCCCAAUAUGCUUGAGGUUCUUGUGAAUAUCUCCAAAGCCAUUUCAAUCAAAGAGCCUUACUCUGUAGCUUGAGAUUUCUAAUGCCAAGACCCCCUUGUUUUUUCCCCUAAGCACUUUUUUCCAUUUGACCAGAUGAAGAAUUGUUGAAUUAGUCUCCUUAUUCCCUUUCCAGAGAAAAUCUCUCCUAACCUUGUCCAACCUCUGUAUGAUACCAUUUGGGAUUGGGAAGAUGGACAUCAUGUAGGUGGGAAGAGCAUUCAACAUUGAGUUUAUAAGGGUAACUCUGCCUCCUAAAGAUAAAUAAUGUGACUUCCAUCUGGACAACUUCUUUUUACACUUCUCCAUCACCGAGCUCCAAAUGUUCAUGGAAUUUGAUUUGGCUCCCAAAGGCAUUCCAAGGUAGGUGGUAGGUAAAGUUCCUACUUCCCCUCUUAGAAUUCUAGACAACUCCUCUAUGUUGGUAACCUCAUUUAUAGGAAACAACAUACUCUUGCUCCAAUUUAUAUGCAAUCCAGAGACACUUUCAAAUAGCACCAAAAUUGACCUUAAGAUCAGCAAUUGCCCUUCCUCAGCAUCACAAAAGAUUAAAGUGUCAUCUGCAUAUUGAAGGUGUGUGACUGCCAAGUUUGGUACAGAAUGAGGAUUUGUUGCCACCUCAAACCCCCUUAGAUAGUUAGUGUCCUUCAUACCUUUAUCAUAUUAUUUAAACCCUCCAUGGCUAUAACAAACGGGAAAGAGGACAAAGGAUCUCCCUGCCUCAGACCUCUUUGAGCUGGUAAAAAACCUUCUAGUGCUCCAUUGAUCAGAACAGAGAAUUUGACUGUUGAGAUGCAGAAUCUUACCCAUUUUAUCCAUUUCCUCCCAAAUCCCAUAUAAGUAAGUAUUUUCAGAAGGUAUUCCCAGUUAACAUGAUCAUAAGCCUUCUCAAUAUCCAAUUUACAUAAUAUUCCUGCCUUCCCCUGUGAUAUUCUAGAAUCCACCACUUCAUUAGCUAUCAUGAUGGCAUCCAUUAUUUGCCUGUUUUUGAUGAAAGCCAUCUGUUGAGUAUCAACCAACUUGUCUACCACUCUCUUCAAUCUUUCUGUGAGUACCUUUGAUAGCAGUUGUAGAUACUACCUAUGAGGCUAAUAGGCCUAAAGUCUCUCAAUUCCUUAGCUCCGGUGUGCUUUGGAAUUAAUGUAACAUAGGUCGCAUUAAAACUUUUCUCAAAAACACCCCUUGCAUGAGAAUUUCUGAAAGUACCCAUGAUGUCCUCUUUCAGCACCUCCCAACAUUUAAUAUAAAAUCCCAUUGUGAAGCCAUCUGGACCAGGUGCUUUGUCCAUGGCACACAUCUUCAAACAAGAAAAAACCUCUUAUUCCUCAAAGUUACCUUGUAAAGCUUCCUUCUCUGCUUCAGAGAUAGUAGGACAGUUUACCAACAGUCUUUGUAUACAACUUCUCAUAGAAACCAAUGAUUUCCCCUUUGAUUCUCUCUGAAUCCAUUAUGGUUGUGCCUUGAACCACUAAUUGAUCAAUGUGGUUGCUUCUCCUAUGUGCAUUGGCUAGCUUGUGAAAAUAGCUGGUGCUUCGAUCCCCCUCUUUUAACCAGAGUGCUCUAGAUCUCUGCCUAAGCUAUUUCUUCAUUUUUGAGAUGUUCUUCAUACUCCAUCAGAAGAGAUGCCUUCACAAUAGUUUCCUCUUCUGACAACACUCUUAUUUUCUUGGAUAGCCUCUAACCUGACCAACUCACUUAGAAUUUGAGUCUUUUGAGUUCCCAGAUUGCCCAUGUUGGUCCUGCACCACUCUUUAAGUUUCCCUUUUAGAGCUUUCAGUUUGCAUGCCAAGAUGUGAUCAGGUUUUCCUGUGAAUUCAAAAGACUCCCACCACCCUUUAAUUCUAUCCACAAAACCAUCUGUGUUUAGCCACCAGUUGUCAAAUGAAAUAAGACUUAUUCUGCUCCCACCAGUGUUACAAAAGGCGAGCGCCUCCUCGCCUUUGGCGAGAGGCGAGGCGAUGCCUCCUCGCCAUUCUCCACUGCGGCGAGGCGAGAUCGAAAUGGCGAGGUGUGGCGACGUAAGGCGACACAAUGGCGACAGAAAAGGCGCCGCCUUUUUAAUUAAAAAUAUUUGACUUAACAAUAUUAGUCAAAAUUAGGGUUUUUUUUAUACUUUUGAAAUUGCUGCUUUCUCCAUCGCGAUUGACCUCUUCUCCCUCGAUUGACUCUCUUCUCGGCUUCUCCAUCGCGACUCUCUUCUCCCUCGCUGUCUUCUCCCUCGCGACAGACUCUCCAGUUCUCCCUCGCUCUCUUCUCAGUUGCGAGACUCGCGACAGACUUCUCCUGUUCUCCCUCGCCGCCUCGCGAUUCUGUUCUCCAGUUCCCUCGCGACUCUCUAUUCUCCAGGUAUGUCGUUUUCUCUGUUCUUCUUCUUCAAUUUUUUUCUGUUCUCCUUCUUCAGUUUUUUUUUUUCAGUUCUGUUUUUCUCGUGUAAGCAGUGCUUACUGCUUUGUGUGAUUUUUUUUUAAAAUUAUGGGCAGUCAAUUAACAAAAAAUCUUUCCAUUUUCCUAAUUAUUUAUUCCAAUAUUCCUAAACAGUGAAUUAAUUGAAUUCAAUAACCAAUGGCGGAUGCUAGCAAAAAGAGGGACAUUGGAUGGAAUUAUGGCACUCAAGGAGCGACGAAAGAUUCUAAUAACUGUAACUUUUGUGGGAGUACUUUUAAUGGUGGAAUAACUCGACACAAACAACAUUUAGUGGGUGGUUUCAAGAAUGUUAAACAAUGUGCCGCUUGUCCGUCGGAGAUUAGAGAAGAAGUAAGGGCUUAUAUGCAAAACAAAAUCGCUAAUGAGGCCUCCCUCCAAAACUCAAAAGAUAUCUUCUACUGGAGGUUCAUCCACCGCACGGAGUGUGACGAAAGGACCUUUGAACCUCUAUUUUUCACAAAAAUCAACACAAAAAGGAGGCUUUGAAAAAGGAGGAGGAAUUGAUGAAACAAAGAAAAUUCUAAGAGAGCGUGCGGUAAGUGCUUUUGCAAUUUGGAUGUAUGAUGUCGGGCUCCCUUUUAAUUGCGUCAAUCACAAAUCAUUCGAUAAAUUUAUUGAGGCGGUUGGACAACAUGGCCCCGGAAUGAAGCCUCCUACAUUCCAUGAAGUUAGAGUCACUCACCUUAAAAAAGAGGUGGAUAAAGUAGAAAAAAUUGUUGAUGAGCAUAAAGUGCAAUGGACAAAGUUUGGAUGUUCCAUUAUGAUGGACAAAUGGACGGCACGAAAUGGCAAAAUGAUCAUCAAUAUUUUGGUGAAUUCUCCAAUCGGUAGUGUAUUUCUUGGUUCUGUUGAUGCUAGCAAUGAAUCUACCGAUUCCACCAAAAUGUACAAGUUAUUUGAAAGCACUAUCGAAAGAAUUGGACCGGAAAAUGUUGUACAAAUUGUCACCGAUAAUGCUAGUGAGAAUGUCAAAGCGGGAAGUAUGAUGAUGGGUGCGUACCCACACAUUUAUUGGACUCCAUGUGCCGCUCAUUGCAUCAACUUCAUAUUUGGUGACAUAUUCAAGGUUAAGCCAUAUGCUUCCGUUUUUAAGAAGGCCAUCAGAAUCCAUUCUUACAUUAGUCAAAGGCCAUUGUUGUUAAACUUGAUGAGAAAAUUCACCAAAGAAAGAAAUUUGGUGAAACCGGCCAAGACAAGAUUUGAAACGGCAUUCUUAAUUUUGAGAGCUAUGUACAUACAAAGAAAAAACUUGAGAACUUUAGUCCUCUCAACCGAAUGGAAUUCAAGUAAAUUUGCAAAGGAAACUUUGGGGAAAGAAGUUGUCAAUCUUAUUAUUUCUGUCCACUUUUGGAAUGAUGUUGUUCGGGCACUUACAGUUUGUGGCCCUUUGACAAAAGUGCUUCCUUUGGUGGAUGGGGAGAAAAAACCACCAAUGGGUUAUAUUUAUGAAGCAAUGGAUAGAGCCAAAAAAGCUAUUGCACAUGGUUUUCGUGGAGUUAAGAAGCAAUAUGAGAAAGUGUAUGAAAUUAUUGAUGCAAGGUGGUCAGAACAACUCCAUCGGCCUUUGCAUGCUGCAGGCCAUGUUUUGAACCCAGGAUUAUAUUAUAAAGCUCAAGAAGAGGGAACUUUAGCAAAGACUCUGUGGACUGAGUAUAUUGCAUGUGUUGAGAAGUUGGUCCAUAUACAACAAUACAAGAUGCACUAGUCACUGAGCUUCCUAAGUACAAAAUGGCGGAUGGACUAUUUGGUUGUGGUCCGGCUAAAAGAGCUAGAGACACAAGGUCACCGGUUGAAUGGUGGUCACUAUUUGGUAGUGAAACACCAAACUUGCAAAAGUUUGCCAUGAAAGUAUUAAGCCUAACUUGUAGCUCAUCCGGAUGUGAGCGAAAUUGGAGUGUGUUUGAACACGUAAGUAAAAAUUUAUAUCCUAUUUUUCAUAUUAUAUUAUUAUCAAUAUCAACUAGUUAAUAUCAAUAACUUAUGCACAGAUUCAUUUCAAAAAGAGGAAUAGGCUUACACUAUCACGUCUCAAUGAUCUAGUGUACAUUAAGUACAAUAGAACAUUGAAACGUUGUUAUGAUGCUCGUGAUCUUAUUGAUCCAAUUCGCUUGGAUAACAUAGAUGAUUCAAAUGAAUGGUUAGUUGGAUGCCCCGAAGAUCAAGAUGAUGAACUAGUAUAUGAGGAUGAUGAUCUUACUUGGGGUAGUGUUGCUACGGUAAUUGGAGCGGACGAGAGUAUCUAUCAUCUUAGGGGACUUUCUUCUAGAUCAACAGCACUUGACAAGGGCAAAGGAGUAGAAAGUACAUCUACAAGUUCAUCUUCAAGUAGGACUCGGACACUAAUUGAUGAAGAAUACGAGGAAGAAGAUGAAGAGCAAUAUAAUGAUGUAGAGGAUUUUGAUCUUCAAGAGUUGGAUAAUUUUGAAGAAGAAUAGACUUUUAAAGUUUUGGUUUAUUGUAUUUUGAAUUGUUUGGUCUUUAAAGUUUUAGACAUUUUAGUAUCUACUAUUGGUUUUUGAAUUGAAUAUUUGCUAAU
This is a messenger RNA of Solanum pennellii, 6006 nucleotides long. RefSeq lists its product as uncharacterized. The transcript has 3 exons. The record is from RefSeq and is a predicted model, not a curated record. NCBI's taxonomy places the organism in Eukaryota, Viridiplantae, Streptophyta, Magnoliopsida, Solanales, Solanaceae. The coding region runs from base 3832 to 5175 and encodes 447 amino acids.